AUGCAAGUGGUGCAGCCUCAAACUUUGUUGUGUUGGCAACCUCCUCCAAGUGGGCAGUUGAAGUUAAACUUUGAUGGAGCCAUCUUUUAUCAGGAAUUAAAGUCUGGAGUGGGUGCUGUUUUGAGGGAUGACAAGGGAAGUAUGAUUAUGGCCAUGUCUAGAUUGGAAGAAGGCAUACUGUUGGUAGAAGAUGUUGAGGCUAUUGCAGCCUUAAGAGCCUUACAAUUUAUUUCUCACUUGGGAAUUUCCCACUUGAUAUUGGAGGGAGAUUCACUUAUUGUAGUUGAAGCCAUUCAAUCAACUUCUAUUGUAGAGUUUAGUUACAGCCCUACCAUUAGGGAGAUUAAGCUGUUGUUAUCUCAAUUCCAAUCUUAUGAUAUUUUACAUGUUGGACGGCAGGGAAAUGGGAUAGCACAUAAAAUGGCCAGGCAUGCAAGGGUGGUGGAGAAUACUCUUCAAUGGUGGUUUCAUCCUUCAGAUUUUAUUAAAGCCAGUUUGGAAGUUGAUGCUGAAACUAGCCUACGGGCUUAA
This is a messenger RNA of Juglans regia (Persian walnut), 531 nucleotides long. RefSeq lists its product as uncharacterized. The transcript has a single exon. The record is from RefSeq and is a predicted model, not a curated record. Gene Ontology annotation, molecular function: RNA-DNA hybrid ribonuclease activity; nucleic acid binding. Bases 1 to 531 code for a protein of 176 amino acids. NCBI's taxonomy places the organism in Eukaryota, Viridiplantae, Streptophyta, Magnoliopsida, Fagales, Juglandaceae.